This is a messenger RNA of Racocetra persica, 178 nucleotides long. The record is from the annotation of a GenBank genome assembly. Lineage: Eukaryota; Fungi; Glomeromycota; Glomeromycetes; Diversisporales; Gigasporaceae.
AAAACGAAAUUGCCCUCAAUGUAAUGAGAAAUUGGAUACAUUGGCUACUUUACAAACCAAAUCUGCUAGUGAAAUUCACAAUAUAGCUCCCAAACCAAAAACCCUUAUAAUAAAGCCUCAUACAUAUACUCAUGAAAAAGAAAGUUUAUUUUUCGAACAUGUUAAUAUUACGCAAUGA